This is a messenger RNA of Myodes glareolus (Bank vole), 1953 nucleotides long. RefSeq names its product ARF like GTPase 13A (gene Arl13a). Gene Ontology annotation, cellular component: motile cilium; ciliary membrane; non-motile cilium. Gene Ontology annotation, molecular function: GTPase activity; GTP binding. The record is from RefSeq and is a predicted model, not a curated record. Lineage: Eukaryota; Metazoa; Chordata; Mammalia; Rodentia; Cricetidae. Gene Ontology annotation, biological process: non-motile cilium assembly; receptor localization to non-motile cilium.
CUCUACAAAAACAGCAAGUGAUCUUAAUCACUGAGCCAUCCAUCUCUCCAGUUCCAGCAAUAGGGUCUUAUGAUCAAAUUAUGGAGUGUUUGCAUAAAACAUGUGGAGCAGCAAUAGCCUAUAAUGUGUGAAAAUCUAUGGGACCCCUCUAGCCCACAAGAAAAGGGGAUGUGUUGGUUGCUAAGAACUAGGAGAUAGUUACCAUAGAUUGCUAGAACCUUGACAAGCCAUUGUUAGAACAUUGCCUACCCUUUAAGUGGACAGCUGGGCUGUGCUAAUCUAUCCAGAAGGCUAAAACGCUCAAGGAAUCUUUCUAAAACUCAACACAGCUAACAUUUUCAGCCCAAAACUCAACUUGUUAUCAGAUAAAUAACUUAGCAUCUCAAGAUCCAAGCUGAAUCAUGUUCCGACUUUUGACUGCCUGCUGGUCUCGUCAAAAGACCACAGAAGCAAAGCAAAGGAAUGUGACUAUCAUUGUCAUUGGCUUGGACAACUCAGGCAAAAGUCAUCUUGUGGAGGCCCUUCAGAGAUUAAUUCCUAGCAAGAUGCACAGCAAUACGAAGCCAACACAGAUUAGACUUCUACUAGAUGAUUAUCAAGUAUCUGUCUAUGACCUCAAUGGAGACUUAAAAGGCCGAGAGAAAUGGCCGAACUACUAUGCUGACGCACACGGGCUUGUUUUCGUCCUGGAUUCUAGUGACACAGCACGCAUACAGGAAGUGAAGAUCAUCUUAACACGCCUGAUGUUUGAUAAAAGGGUAUCAGGGAAGCCCAUCUUAAUCCUGGCAAACAAACAAGACAAGAAGGAAGCCCUCUUGCCUUGCGAUAUCAUCGAAUAUCUACUUCUGGAAAGGCUAGUGAAUGAGACUAAGUCCAUGUGCCGUGUGGAGCCAUGUUCAACUAUGAAAAACCUCCCAAAGAGGCACCAACAGCCAAUAAUUAUAGGGCUGCGCUGGCUGUUAGCUGCUAUUGGGGAUCAAUACGAUGAGUUGCAUACUCGACAACAAACACCCAGUAUGAGCAUCUCAACCUCCAAGAACAUCAGAGGCUGUGGAGAGAGAUGCUCAUCGGACAGCAUAGCUAACAGAGGGGGAAUGCUCAAGGACAACAGACAGCGCGUUCAUAAAAGACAACACCUGGAACAUAGACAGCAUGUUGAACAAAGACACUUUGAGAAAAGGCAGCAUUUUGAAUCAAGACAACAUUUAAUACAGCGCUCACUGGAUGCUAGGCCCCUAAAGCCAAUCCUACAGAAAGAUGGUCUGCGAAUAAGGCCCAAAAAGAAUAUGUCAGUAACAUUUGCUUUGGACGUAAUCAUGGAGGAAGGUGAAUGUUCUCGGAAGAUUGGAACUCAGAGUAUCGCUAAACCUUGCAACAGCCAAAGUUAUGAGACACAGACUGCAGCUCCAUCUAUUGAUAACAAUCUUUUCAAAGCUCGUAGGCCAAAAAAGAGAAUAGAUACCUGGGAUACUGAAGAAAUGUUACUGGAAGAUCCCCAUGGCGAAGCCUUCCGUUCCUGCAACUUAACAGACUACUAAAGAGGAAACAGAGGGAUAGCAAAAGAAUCAUUCCUUCUAUCACCUUUCAGUAAAUGGGCACACCUCCAGAACCAGCAGGAACACUCGUCUUUGACUUUUAUUUGAUAAUGCCUCUACAGCCCACGUACAAGUUCACCUAUUCUAAGAUCACGUCCUUGAGAACCACUGUUUUUCCACACCAGUGCGGUAGCCAGCGAAUUCAUCCUAUACUCAUCGGGAGGCUCAGGAAGUUGUGUCGUCCACCUCACCAAAGAAGAGCAGAGCCAUGUACUAAGAUAUUCCGGACAAAGCUUACAGAUAAGAUGUUGUGAACAACUGAAAUUGAGCCUUAGAAGAACAGGGUUACUUUAGAAUCACACAUUUGCCUUUAAGGUUCUCAGGUAUAAAGGGACUGGCAAAAUAAAUAAGAAUGGUG